Molecule: messenger RNA, 660 nt
Organism: Botrytis deweyae
Lineage: Eukaryota; Fungi; Ascomycota; Leotiomycetes; Helotiales; Sclerotiniaceae
Exons: 1
Coding region: 1-660 (219 amino acids)
Source: RefSeq, a predicted model, not a curated record
AUGGGCUGUCUCUGUAUCGUACCUUUCUUUAAAAACUGUUUUCGCAAGCGACGCCAAAGAUCUAUCCAGCGCCAGGCUCAAAAAGAUGCACAAAUCAAAGUCGAUGCAGAAACUAAACUCAACACCGAAAUGAACGCUCGAAGUGAAGCUAUUACCGAACCGAGACCCAUGAUGAGAGAGAUCACCGAGGAGGAAUACGAAAUAGGAGUCAUCAACUAUCGAGAACACGAACCAAUCACCAUUACCGUGAAUGAUGUCCAUGGAGUUACACAUAUUCAGGACUUCAUCAAUUUCAAUCCUCCAGUCCCCUUGAACGAGGUAUCAAACCCAGACAGAAUCGAGACGAUGGGGAAAGAGCUUAGUAGUGGAUCUCAAGAAAUAGUAGAGUUGGUAGAGAAUAACCACACGCCUACCAAGGAAUUGAGCGACAGGGAAAAUCUACAGAUGGGAGAAGUCAAGAACCCUGCUAUCACCAAGGAAUUGAGCGACAGGGAAAAUCUACAGAUGGGAGAAGUCAAGAACCCUGCUAUCACCAAGGAAUCAAGUGAUAAGGAAAGCCUAGAAAUGAUAGCCAUAGAUAUGGAUGGAAAAGAAACACGCAUCACAUGGCGAGGUAUCAUUACACCAGAGCGAAGGAAAAGCAACGAAUCUAUGCACUAG